UUUAUUUUUUCAUCCGUCUGUCAAUAUUUUUUGAUGUUAGCAAAUAAUGACGAUUGAAACAUGUUAUUAAAAAUGUCAUUUCUAACAGUUCCUGUAACCGAUAAUUUUACAUACACCAUCCUGUACCUAUUUUAAAGAAAUAAACACCAGGAAACGCGCAAAAAUCGACUCGAAAGCACAUGGAUAAUAAUUUGUGAUUGCGAUCGUCAAAUUUUGACAGAUGUUUAUUUUCCGAUUGUCAAAUUUUGACAGAUUUUUUUUUUGCGAUCAUCACAUUUUGACGGACAUUACUCAUUCAUUCGUCAGAAUUUGACAGAAAUUCUUUUGCUAUCGUUAUAAUAUGACAGACGGUCAUUUUUUCUAACAGACUUAAAGAAAUAAAUGGUCAAAACGAUAUUCACUUUUGACAAAUUUGAUGGUACUUCAAACAAUCUGAAAGUAAAUGGAAUGUGCGUAAUUAUAAUAAUGUAAAUACCCUGCAUUGGACAGUUGGAUACCAUGAAUCGACGAAACUUGUGGAGGGGAACCAGAAUUAAAUAUGAUAAAAAAUACAUCAAGCCUUCAAGGCAAUUUGGAAUACUUAAUUAAAAUGUUGGGUUCCAAAAUGCCUAAAAUAAAUAAAGUUGUAGGGUUGAUUGAUUGAUGAGAUGAAACACCACGUUCUACACAUAUAUAAAAAUAAGAUGUGGUAUGAUUGCCAAUGAGACAACUCUAGACUGGUCAGAGACCAACAUUCUACACCUGCAUAUAUUUUUUAGGUAGUUCUUUGACAUGGGGGAUCAAGUUAAAAGUAAAUCUGCUCAAUAUAGGAAAAAACUUAAAGAAGAAAAUCCUCUAAAAUAUUCAGAAUAUCUGGGAAAACAACGUGAAAGAGCCAAAAAGAAUAGAGAAAAUCUAAAAAAAGAAUUGAAGAAAAAAAAACCAUCUGAUGAAGCAAAAAAACAAAAACAUCGACAAUUAGAACAACAAAGGCAAAGGCAAACUCAGUACAUAGAAAGAAAGAAAUCAGAGAAUGUAAACUGGAAACCAAAGAAAAAAGAGAAAGUCACUGAUACGCAAACCAGGAAUGCAAUAAAAAGUCGUCAGCAAUACAAUAGAGAUAAAAAAAGAUUAGAAAGGAGUAAUAUGUCAUACCAGAAAAUUAUGUGGAUCCGAAAAAAAGACAGAGAAAAGAAAGCUGCAAAAAGAAAACAGAAAAGGGAAGACGCUGAUUCAAAGAUCAAUAAAAAAGGCAAACUCAUGCAAGAUCAGCAUGGAAAUGCAUUCAGUUCAAAACAAACUGAAUGGAAUGUAACAACAAAGAUAAGGACUGCAUUGCCUAAUACACCUGUAAAAUUUGCCAAAAUUGUCAAGAAUUUAGUGGAAAACGCCACACCAAUGAAGAGAAGAUCUAUGGAAAAAAUAGGUAUCAAAUCUGGUAAAAUUAGAUUAAAUGGCAUACCUACAGACAUCAAGGCAUCUUCAGAAGGCAAAAGUGCCCUCAAAACAAUUGCAAAGUCCCUUGUUCAUGAAAGCAAAAGAUUUUUGAGUAAACAAUUGGCACUUAAUAGGAGAACAAUCACCAGAGUUAUUUCAAAGAUGGGGAAACAGAAAGGUACCACAGUGGGUAAAGAGGGUAUACAGAACUUUUACAAAAGAGAAGAUAUCGCAAGGAUACUACCACAAAAAAGAUUUGCUACCAAAGAUGGCCCUGGGUAUGGUAUGCAAAUUUCCGUGAAAGCAGCUCAUUCAAAAUACUUGGCAGAAAAUCAUGCAAAGCCUGUAAGUCUUGGAAAAUUUGCAGCUCUACGGCCUAAAAAUGUACGUAAACUUGCAGCCAGUCACAGGGAGUAUUGUGCCUGUGUUUACUGUGUCAACAUUAGAUACAAACUGUUGGUAUUGAGCAGGACAGUGAAAGAUUCCAGCAAAAAGAAAACGUGUGAAAAGGAUAUUUUGGAUAUACUGUUGUGCAACAAAUCAGACAACGAACACUUUCAUAAGUGCCAGUGUAUUAAUGGUGAAUGUUCAAUAUGUAAUAACUACAAUAGGAAACUCCAGCUGUUUUACAACGAAAUCCCUGAAAAUAAAGUAAUGAAGUGGAGUAGAUGGGAAAAAUCAACAGACAUCGUAACCAAAAAAGUAAAGAGAAUUAUAGUAACUAAGUCUGGAAAUAAGGGUACAUUAUUGAAAGAAAUGGUAGAAGAAGACAUCAUGAAGCCAGCACAAGGAACAACCUUUAUCAAACACCUGCAUAAUGCGCAAUGGCAAAAUAAACAAUUCAGCACAUUAAAAAAUACUUUGCCACCGAACUGGACACUACAAAUAAUGGACUUUGCGAAAAAUAGAGGAGUAAUUUAUCAGAACGAGAUUAAAUCAGCCUUUUUCUCCCCAGAGCAAAUAACAAUGCAUCCCAUAGUAACUUACUAUCAAAGUGAAGUUGGAUUGGUGAGAGACUCAGCAAUUAUAAUUUCUGAAGAUUGUAUACACGAUUAUCAUGCAGUUAGGCACUUCACUGCUAUUGUAGAUAGACACAUUGAGGGUAAAACUGGGAAUGUCCCAACUCGAAAAGUAAUCUUCUCUGAUGGCUGCAGUAGUCAAUAUAAGUCUAAAGGCCCGUUUGCAGAUUUAUCUUUGGAAAACUCUGUUGAAAUCAACAGAAAUUUCUUUGGUUCAGAACAUGGGAAGUCAGAUUCAGAUGCUGAAACAGGAGUUGUUAAUAGAGCUGUUGAUAGAGCGAUUAUAGGGAACCAGGUGAUCAUUAACAACAGUAAAGAUAUGUUCAAUUACUGCAAAACUAACCUUGAAUUGAACGAGAAUCUGGGAAAAAGAAGUUUCUUUUUUGUAAAGAAUGGAGACAUAAACAGAAAUAGACCAGAAACAGAGGUGAAACCUGUACCUAAUACUCGAAAGAUUCACCAAGUAUUAAACAUUAAAGAUGAGCGAUAUACUUUACAGAGUAGAACCCUAUCAUGUUUUUGUCAGUAUUGCAGACAAAAAGACUACCAAAAUUGUCUUAACAGGGAAUACGUGUCAGAAUUUACUUUACAAACUUUAACAUGUUUGAAAAAAAAUGAAGAAAAAAAUAUAGCAAAACCCAAACCUCUCAGUGCUUCAUCAGAUAAUUUAGAAAAAAAGAAAAAGGUGCCACAGAAAAUGAAAAAUGAAAUGAAAGAUAAUAAAACAACAAAACAACCACUGAAAAAGCCAACUGGAAACAUGAAGAAGAAAGAUGGAGUCCAAAAGAAAGAUAUCCUUCAGAAGAAACAAAAUCCCUUGAAAACAAACAACUCUGAUAUAAAAACACAAUGUGACAACACUGAAAUUAAAACCACUGGAAAAGUUCAAAAUAAUGUGAGGGAACAUAUAUCAGAUAGGGAUGCUUUAUUCAUACAAUUGCAAUACAAAUUGAUAAAUUGUUCAUCCUUUGAUGAAUUCCAAGCUGAAUGCCUAAAUUCACUAACACUCAUAGAGGGCUUUGAAGUAAAUGUCAAUCACCAUAUUUCAAUUCUGAACCUCCGAUGUGGAAUAGAUAAGGCAGCAUUGCAACUUUUGGGAGAAGAAUUUUUAGCAGUAAAUAUGUACCCAAUAGAAGUUUAUGGUGAUGGAAAUUGCUUACCCCGAUGUGGUGCAGUAUUUACUGGCUUGCACCAUAUUGAAUUGCGGGUAAGAAUAGCAAUAGAAGGCAUUGCCUUUGAGCAUUUAUACAUGGAUAACAAAUUUCUAAACAAGGGUUCCAGGCACAUAUCUGGCAAAAACCAUACAUCUUUGUAUGCUCAGUACUCUGAUGAAUUUGAUCCAUCUGCAGUCUUAACACCAGCUGUUGAAAGAAGGGUAUAUCGCAAAGAACUCAUGGAAAUAAUAAAACCAGGCAGGUACAUGGGGAUUUGGCAGAUGUUUUGUUUGGCAUCUGUUUUAAAAUCAAAAGUCAGAUCAGUGUAUCCCCUUUAUGGCAGUGGAAUGGUUCGAGAAGAUCUGAACCGCAUCAUUUUCCCAAGAGAUAUUGGGGUUAGUCUUGAGAAUGAAAUCUGUAUUAUGUGGUCUCACAUACAUGGCUGCAAUAUUGAUAGAAACUUGUGGAGACCAAAUCAUUUUGUGGUAAUACUACCAAUGGACAACUCAACUCAGGAAAUUGAUGUUGUGAUGGACUCGGAGUCAGAAUCUGAAGAAAACUGGAAUGUUGGAGUGUCUGAAAUCCUGGACCAUCUGGAGGAUAUUGAAGGCAAACCAUUGCUUGAUAUUAGCCUUGAAUUCUCAGCACUGGACACGUUUCUCCAAACUGCAGACAAAAGAGAAGAAGAGCAGGUCAUACUAGACGAACUUAUAGUGGAUAAAGCACCAUCCACUCCAUGCAGCAGAGCAGGAAGGCAUCAUGAAAACACAGAAGAGUCAAACAUUGUUACAGAAAACAAUGUUCAAGAUGUUCCAACAAGAUUUCUGAAUGGCCAUGGAUACAUUAUUACAAAUACUAUAAAGAAGGAAAAUGGAUGGAUGGACAGACACUGUAUACUGUUGCUGCCACGGAUGUUCUCAGAACUGUGGACCCGCCUGAUAUUAAAAUGGAAGGCCGUCACCUGUUCUACAUAUUCAGUGGUGAUGUUUUCAAGAAUGGGCCUCAGAAGAUCUUGGACUAACUACAGGAACUAUGAAGAAAACAAAUUUCUGUCAAUGAUUUUUGUUAUAAUGAUAUUAUUAAAUUGGAUUCAAUGCAAACUGUGUAGAUCUUGUUCUGAAAAAAAAAUUAGAAUAUAUGUAUUAUUGGCUAAAAACUUGCGACUGCUUGAUAUUUAUUUUAGUUACCAGUGAUUGUGAGGAAGAUUUGACCGAAACAUUUAACAAGCUUUUUCAGACCAGGUGCUCUUUUCCCAAAAAGUCUUACGACUAAAAUUGAUUGCAAGUUAUACUGAAAUGUUCACGACUUACGAGUACUUUUUCUCGUAAGAUUUUUUGUGAAAUGAGUUGCAGAAACUUCUUUAUUAAUACUAGCAAAUUAAGUUAUUUUAUUCAAUGAUAUAAAACAAAAACAAAAACCGAAAUAGAUACAUGGAUAAGCAAUGAAAUAUAGCAUAAGUAUAAUAAAUAUAAUGGCCAAUCAUCUAUGGACAUCAUCACUAAUUGGUUGUCUGCUAUGGGAUGCCUGUGUCCAGAAUGACAUCAAACUUUCUCCAAUUUUUGUAGAUAUAUGUUCCUAAAAAUGACCUUCAUGAGAAAAAAGGGGAGUGUCUUGCAAGAAGCAGACCCUGCUUAACCUUCCAGAGCACCUGAGGCCAUCCCGUUUUUACAGGGUCUUUGUCUUUAGUUCUUUAGUGUUGAGUGUCAAUUGGUUGUUGUUGUAUAUGUUUAUUGUCCCUGAGAUUGUCUUUGUCCUUUGUUUUUCCUUCUUUUUUGAUUGAUUGAUUGCUGAUUGCUUUACUCCCCAUCAGCACAACCUUCUUUUUGACCCUUUGGCUGUGUACCCUUCCUUAAUUGGUUUCAUUUUACUUAUUAUACCAUUAAAUACUUGUUUGAUCUUAACAGGAGGUGUCUGUUUCUGUCAAAACUUCAUGUUGGCAAAUCGAUAGCAUGAUUUUAUUAGAAUUGUUGGUACAUGUAUCAAAUAGCUUUCUGUCAAAUUUUAUGCUUGCAAAUAGCAUAAAUUUGUAAAACUUUUAUGUUAGCAAAGGGCAUUCCCUCAAAUAUUUAUGUUAGCAAAUAUCAAUAUGUCCACAUUUUAUGUUAGUGAAUAUUGUUCUGUCAAAACUUUAUGUUAGCAAAAAAUAUUCCGUCAGAAUUUUAUGUUAGCAACUAAUAGUCUGUCAAAUGCUGACAUUAGCACUACAUUUGUCAGUCAAAAAAUGACAUUAGCAAAAUACAAAAAUCUAUUUUUUUCUCUUGUAAUAAAAUCUCUAUGUAUGAUGCAUUGUUAUAUAGCUUAUCUAUAGAAGUAAAAAACAACUAAACUCAACUUUAAGCAAAACUAUCAGAGUUUUAUGGCAUAAAUAUUUAUUUAUAUUUGUUGCUAAUGUCAUAAAUUCCGUCAAAAUGUCUGUCAAAAAUGACAUUAGGAACAAUUUUUUUUAAAUUGUUUAAUAAAAGAUUAUUAUAAGGGGAAUAAACUUUCUUUUUGCAUAUUUUGAUUGUGUACCUUAUUUUCUACUAAUUUGCCAAAAAAGCUAGUAGAAAAGAGUUAACAAAAAAAAAUAUUUUCAAGGUAGUUGUUGGUGCACUUUUAAAUGGAAGAUGUCACUUGCAAGUAUCAUUUUCAUUAGAUAAUAAGCUAUUUUUAUUAAAGGAUAUUUUUCAUUACAUUA
Molecule: messenger RNA, 6266 nt
Organism: Mytilus californianus (California mussel)
Lineage: Eukaryota; Metazoa; Mollusca; Bivalvia; Mytilida; Mytilidae
Exons: 5
Coding region: 772-4782 (1336 amino acids)
Source: RefSeq, a predicted model, not a curated record